AUGUACGGUGCGCCCACCAGUCCCCCACCAACAGGUCCUCUCCCAUAUCCAGAUCAGGCGAGAUAUAGCUUCCAACCCGCUCCAGCACCAGUCAAGGCAGGCUCAAGUCGGUCUAACACACCGCAGCAGGCCGCCGAGGAGGGGCGAGCGCCGGGUCCGCCGGGCGCGAGGAGGCAGAGUAUGGCUGGGUCGGAUACAUCCUCCGGUGCUGGUGGAGGUGGUGCGAGACGAGCACGCUUUGACGCCGCGGAUCCGCAUAGGCCUACGGUGGGCGGGUAUGGCCAAUCGCCUCCUCCGCAGCAGAGCAAGUUGGCCGAACGGAGAGGCACGCCGGCGAAGAACAUCUUCCCACCGGACUCACCUGGCGGCCCGGAGCCGCCACACAAGAGCGACGACGAGGACGAGCAUGACGAAGGUGGUACCCUCUUCUCCAUACCCGUGCUGGGCAGGACGAAGACGGGCGCGCCUGCUACGCCGGCCGAGCAGCCGGAUUAUCAACACUACUACCCUCCACCCUUGACGUCGGGUACGGGUGCGCCCGCGGCGAGUACGAGUCAAGGCACGCCCGCGGAUGGACGGAUGCACAUCCCGGAUCCGGCAGGUAUCAAUCGCCUGAGCAGUACAGCGUCCAAUGCCACCACGCGCGCGAGCAGAGGAAGCCCGCCGCCGCCGGAGACACCGAUUGAUCCCUCCCCUAUGACUAAUGUGGGUUUGACGGGCAUUGAGGCGCGGUAUGCAGCUUCUGGAAUCCCGGGCACCGACACGCUCAACGAGAUGCAAGCUCAGAGCGCCGCGGCGGCUGCACGGAGAGCGGAGUAUCAACAACGCCAACCGCAACCGCAACCGCAGCGGCAAGCGACACCGACCCAACGACAAGGGACGCCAACCCAACGGCAAGCUACACCGACCCAACGACACACCACCCCACUCGCUCAGCCACAGCCUCAAGCUCAACCUGGCGCCCGCUGGAGCCCCACCGAACGCCCCGGCUCCACCCCACACAACGCCCACCCACCCGUCGCAUUCCACGGCGUGGAAGAAGUGCGCUCAUCAGGCGCCGAGUCCUCACAACGAGCCACCUAUCCUCGUCCACCCCAGCCCUCCGCCGCAGCGAUCGAAGAAGGCGUGGCGCAUCUGGGCGUACAUGAAGAGCCUCCACCUGCUUACAGUCCGCCUGCGCCGGGGAGCGUGCAUAGUCCGUAUCCGAACGAGAAGGGGUUGAGGCAUGAUAAUGUGCUUGGCGGCGAUGGUGUGGUGGGAGGCGCAGGGGCGCAAGACCCGAAGUUGACGCAAGCGCAAGAUCCGAAUUUGCGUCAGCAUCCGGCGUUUGCGAGUAACGUGCAGCAACUCGAUGGCGCACCCUCUUCUUCCUCCUCCUCCUCCACGCCACACCCCGCCCUAGCCGCGCAACCAAACGGCACCAGCACACCCCACGGCAUGCACCCCCUCAAUAUCGCGCAAGCGAACCAACAACAGAACAUCUCUCCCGGACCCGCCUCCCCGCCUCCCUUACCAGAAGGCUGGAUCGCCCACCUCGACGCCAACUCGGGCCAAUACUACUACAUCCACCUGCCCACCCAAAGCACGCAAUGGGAAUUCCCCAAAGGUCCCACCCCCUUGAACCUGCAAGAACCGCUCAGCCCUGUCGGCGGCGGCGGCGCAGCAGGCAACCCCUUCGCCCACUCCCACUCCCUCGCCUCACCCGUCGGAUCAGUGUUUAAGCAACCCCUCGCCUCCCCCGGCUUUGCCAACCACGGCCAUCCGGUCCCGCAAUCCGCGACGUUUGAUCCGCGGAAUAGCAUGCUCUCCAUGACGUCUCUGUCCUCCCCAACCGCUACAGCAGGGUUUUCCGGUCCGCCGCCGAGUGCGGGAGUGGAUAUGUAUAAAGUCGCCCCUACUAAUGGCGUGUAUUUUGGUCCGUACCUGCGGUAUACGAACCUUGAUCUCGAGCGUGGACUAUGGUUGGGAAGUAUCAUGCUCAUCACCGAUGCCGCGCAGCCGCCCACGAUACACAUCCACCAAUCCCUUGACCUGAGUCCGAACCCGAGACAACUCAAAGCACAUCCCAUCCACUCUCAUCAGCGAUGGAUCUUCUACCGCUACGACGUCGACCUACGCAUGGAGGAGUCCGGGCCGGCGAAGUGGACGUACGCCAUCACGUCCCACCUGGGCUGCACCCGCUACGAAUUCCUCGUAGCCGGCCGCUGGGAGCACAACUGGCGUUUCGUCGCCCACAGCGGCAACGACUUCGCCCUCAACGUCUCCGCCAACGAACGCUCGCGCCUCGGCGGGGUUGGGUUGAUGUGGCGCGACGUCCUGCUCAAACACGGCGAGUGCGGCGGCUUUCACGUGCAGAUCGGUCUCGGAGGGCAGAUCUACGCGGAUCGCUUGUGGAAGGACGUCCCCGCUUUGCGGCAGUGGACUCAGAUGAGUGGGAAGGAGAAUCGGAAGAAUUUCCCUUGGAGUCCGAAGUUGGACGAGGAUGUGAGUCAUGCGUAUUUCCACUACUAUACGUCUCAUUUCGACCAGCCGGCCAUCCGGGAGGCCUUCGCGCAGAUCCCGCAUAUUUGCUGUUUGGACGAUCAUGAGAUCUUCGACGGGUUUGGAUCGUACCCGGAGUAUAUGCAAGCGUCGCAUGUGUUCAAGGGACUGGGGCGGUUGGGGACGGAGAUGUACCUGUUGUUCCAACAUCACACCACGCAUGAGAUUCUGCGGGCGGUGGGGAACGACAUCGACCUCUUCACCAUCACCGGCACGGGCUGGCAUUUCGUCAAAUACCUCGGGCCCGGCGUCGUGGUCGUGGGGCCCGAUACGCGGAGUGAGAGGAGUACGAAUCAAGUCCUCGCCGGACCGACCUAUCAGGGCCUUUUCCCCAAAAUCGCCAUGCUGCCGCCCAGCGUCCAACACGCGCUUUGGCUGCUCCCCGUGCCGCUCGUGUACCCGCGCUUGGAGGCGGUGGAGCAGGUGGCGCAGGUGGCGGAGAGGGGGAAGAAGAUGGUUACGGGCGGGUUUAAUAUGCUGGGGAAGGUUGCGGGCGGGGUGGCGGGGGUGGUCGGGGCGAAGGGGGUGGUGCAGGGCGGGUUUGAGGGGGUGAAGAGGGCGGUGGGGAAGAGUGGGUUGAUGAGUAGUGUGCUCAGUCCGUUUGGGGAGGUGGAGGUGUUGGAUGAGUUGCGGGACUUGUGGACGCAUGAGAGUAAAGACCUGGAACGGACCUACAUCAUCCGCACGCUCCAAGGCAUCGCCCACAACAAAUCCCUCCGCAUGACCUUCCUCUCCGGCAGCGUCAACACCUGCGGCGCCGGCCUGCUCCACGACCCGGCCCACCCGCGCGACCACAAAACCAUGUACCAACUCAUCACCUCCUCCAUCGUCAACGCGCCGACCCCCUCCUACGUCCUGAAACUCCUCAACAACGCCUCCUCCUCCUCCUCCGCCGCCAACAACAAAGCCUACUACAUCCCCGCCAACGGCCACCGGUCCGCGCCCGGCGCCGUGACGGACACAAAGGAGGAUAUGAUGGAGAUUUUCGCCGCGGAUGUCGAUGGCCGGCCGCGGGAGAUGAGGCGGUUGAUGGGGAGGCGGAAUUAUCUGGCGUGUGUGGUUUUCGAUCCGGAGGCGGUGCAGGGGUCUUUUCACGGGCAGGAGGUGGGAGGGGAGAAGGGGCACGGACACGGACAGGGGCAGGGGCUGGGGAGGUUGAGUUUGGCGGCGGAUUUCAUGGUGCAAGGGGCGGGGGAUGCGGGGGCGGGGUUUGCGGCGACGCCGUUGAAGUAUGGGCCGGUUAUUGUGCCUAGUUUGGAGUAUGGGCGGUGA
Molecule: messenger RNA, 3813 nt
Organism: Baudoinia panamericana UAMH 10762
Lineage: Eukaryota; Fungi; Ascomycota; Dothideomycetes; Mycosphaerellales; Teratosphaeriaceae
Exons: 4
Coding region: 1-3813 (1270 amino acids)
Cellular component (GO): membrane
Molecular function (GO): protein binding
Source: RefSeq, a predicted model, not a curated record